Messenger RNA from Oryzias latipes (Japanese medaka), 12974 nucleotides. RefSeq names its product WNK lysine deficient protein kinase 2 (gene wnk2). Gene Ontology annotation, biological process: protein phosphorylation. NCBI's taxonomy places the organism in Eukaryota, Metazoa, Chordata, Actinopteri, Beloniformes, Adrianichthyidae. Gene Ontology annotation, molecular function: protein serine/threonine kinase activity; ATP binding. The record is from RefSeq and is a predicted model, not a curated record.
GAAGAAGCUGUCUUUGUGGUGAGUGGUUUUGGUGCGCAUUCAGGUAGAAGUCACAGAAAUGACAACAGCCUGAGCUGAUGCUCUGUGUGAAGUGAUAACUACACAGUUUUCCUGAAAAAUCAUUAUAGAAUCAAACUCUAAAAUAAUACAAACUUUAUGACGCACAGAAACUGCAGUUUAAGAGUUUAUAACAGUUGUUCACAGAUACUCAGACUUUACAGAUGGCAACAUUUGAUCAGACAGUGUGAACAUUGCAGUGGAACUUGAAACAUGAAAUGUUUUUAUUGGUUCAUCUUUAGGUUAAAAAUGUUUUUAAAAAGAUUUGUCACUUAUUGAGGCCAUCACAGAGGAACCAGGGAGCAUUUUUCAGAACUCGAAGUGUUUUUCCACCUCUUCUCCGCCAUCUUUUGCCAAGUGAAAAUCACAUUUCUUCUGAUUGAAAUGUUCUUGCUAUGUUAAAUUCAUCAGGUGUAGUGGUUAGCAUCCUUGCCUCAUAGCCAGAAGAUCCUGAUUCAAAUCCCAGCUUUCUGUGUGGAGCUUGCAUGUUCUUAUUAUUCAUGAGUGGAUUUUCUCCGGCUUCCUCCCACAGUCCAAAAACAUGCUUCCUUGGUUAACUGAUGACUGCCCUCGAUGUGCAUGUGAGUGUGCGGCUCUGCAACAGUCUGGGGACCUGUUCAGGGUGUAACCUGUCUUCACCCAACAGCUGGGUGGGCUCCAACAACUCCAUGACCUUGAAAAGGGAUUAAGUGAGUUCUGAAGAUGGAUAAAAUUCAUCAGCGCUUUGGACUUUUCCUCUAAAACAUCUGUUUUUUCAGGGCAUACGGACCCAGGAAUUAUUAGUAUAUUUUAUGUUCUAUGACCUGACAGGACAGAGGGGUUUUUCUUCUUUUUUUUCUGAAACCAAAUUCUUACCUGCAAAAUAGUUGCAUUGGUAAUAAGUAUGAAAGUAAUAAGUACUAAACAACACAGCUUCUCAACUUAAUGUAAAAUAUUUCAAAGUAUUUUUCCCUCCCUUUGUUUAACUUCUCCUGAAAGUAGCCUAAAAACACAAUAUGCAUUACAAUUCUCAGACAGUACAGUAAAGAAUUGCUUAAAAACCAGAUUAAUUCUACAAUUUAUAACACUUGAAAUUAAGUUGCACAUUUUUGGUAAUGAACUGUAACUAUUAAUAUUAAAGGAAUACAGUCAAGUAAAAUCUUACUGAAGAUGUACACAUUACAAAAUGUUUAACAAUGUAUUUUAAAUUGCAACAUCACAAACUGGACAAUUAUUAUUGUUGUACUUAAUUUUCAACUGUAUUUUUAGUGUUAUUUAUAAUCUAUUUGCUAUUUUUUAUAUAGCUAUGGUAACAAGGUAAUUUCCCCUUAGUAGAAUAAAUAAAGUUCUAUCCUAUUCUAUUGCACUUUUCUAUUGUUACAACUGUAUCUAUUAGAAAAAUCAUUUGGAAAAGCAACCAUUUCAUUUAAAAGAAGGACGGAAGCUGAAGUUACUUUUUAGUAUCACGUUUUGCCAUGUUUUAUAGCUUUUAAAUUAAAUGUGAAUUAUUAAAUCCAUUUGGUUUGUAUUUGAGUUUCUUUCUGACAAUAAUGUUUGUACAGUAAAUAUAUCUACACGUGGGUCUCGUGUUGUUUUUAUCUCAAUCCCCAAAUAUGUCAAUCAAUCAAUGUCAGUCAGUUUCUCAAUCAAUCAAUCAAGCAAGCAAAAUAAAAAACGUGCUUGCGUUUUAAAUUGUAUAAACCUUCUUGUCAAGCUUCUUGCUCAGAUGAAACUUUUUGUGACACAUUUUCACCUCAACUUAUUUUUUAUUUGGUAAAACUUGAAUUUUCAGAUGUUAGGACACAUUUUCUGCAAAAACUACUGGAUGAAAUUUUGAAUAUCUGUUUUAAAAGUAAAAACAUUAAAGUUUGUGAACUUACCUAAAAAAAUCUAAUUGGACACAUUUUUCAUGACUGAAGGCGCUUUGUUUCUUCUUGACCUCUGACCUCCCAUCAGAUCCUCCAACAAUAAGAAAGAAGGAUCAAACAGGGUCUAUAUUUGCGUUUGUCAGCCAACCCCCCCGGGAAGGAAAGAGGAUCUCAGGUGGGAUUUCGUGCGUCCCCGUGCGGCUGCGCGUCUCCGCGCGUCAUGAUGACAGCAGCGCGCUCGCGCAGCCUCUGUCAGAGGAGGCAGCCAGAAGCGUACCGAGUUAUUGGAUGCGUGGUGUUGCUAUGGGCGUGGGUUGUGCCACGAGACCGCUUCCAGAUUCCCCAAACCUCCUGCAAAGGGAUGCAAUCUAAGAAGACAGCGGGCGGGUCGGCUGGAGGACGAGCUGCGCGAUCGUGAGGGCGCAGUGUGCCGCAUUAAUCUGAUAAGCGUAGCUCUGCGUGCGCGGGAAGGCGCACCGGAGAAGGGAACGUGUGUCAUAGAAACGGACGGUUUGGGGAAAUCAUGCUGAGCUCACACUUCAGGGAGAACUCCUCCGGUGGAUUUCGCGAGUCCUGAUCGAUGAGAAGUGUUCUCUGGGAUUGGCUGCAGCGCAGUGCGUCCUGACCGUGGACGAUUUUUCAAGAGGAGCUACGCGCUGCGCUGCAGUCAGGUGGGCCGGGGCGCGAGGCGGCAGCAGUGAUGACCAGCGCGAGCGCCCUCCGAGAUGAGCGCUUUGAUUGGACGAGCUCUGACCUAAACAAUCUGGGGGUGUUAGGCCAUACAUCCUGAGCUGGAGAACUGCGUCACUGCGAGUGUUGCAGGUAACUCUCCCCGCGCAAUGUCACCGGGAAGGGUUUGACUUUUCUCCAGAGAUGAAUACAGCGGAUAUCUGUAGCAAAGACCCGCCUCUGGGAUCCACGUUCUCCUCCGCUCCUAAUUUAGAGUCUGACAUCAACGCGAACGCCUGCAGGCCCGUGUAUGAGAACGGGAAAGACCACAAUGUCAACCUCCAGAGCGCAGCGCUGCGGGGGGCCAGCGACCCCAGCUCGUACCCCUCCACCGAGUACCAGGGGCUGGCCCGCCGCAGGUUCAUCCGCCGGAGUUUGUGGGUGUCGGAGCCAGACGAGCCCGCCGUGGACACCGCCGAGUUCAUCAGCAGCAGCCCGGCGCUCAGCAUCGACCUGCGCUCCAUCGUCGACAGGAGAAGCCGCACCCGCGCGCUGCACGGAACCUGCCUCCUCCUGGAGACCUCCCGCACCGGGAGCCCGGCGGAUCCGAAGGGGAGCGCGGAGACCGCGAGCGCAGAGGAAAGGAAAUCCGACCGCCAGAGCGAGUCCGAGCAGGAGGCGGCGCCCGCAGAUGUUACAGGUAAAGCUGGCAGCGACGAGAACGAAGAGGAGCCAGGGAUGAAGGCGGUGUCCACCUCACCCGGAGGGCGCUUCCUCAAGUUCGACAUCGAGCUGGGAAGAGGGUCUUUCAAGACGGUCUACAAAGGUCUGGACACCGACACCUGGGUGGAGGUAGCGUGGUGCGAGCUGCAGGAACGAAAGCUGUCCAAAGUUGAGAGGCAGAGAUUCAAGGAGGAGGCCGAAAUGCUGAAGGCUCUGCAACACCCCAACAUUGUUCGCUUUUAUGACUUCUGGGAAUCUCCUGUGAAAGGAAAGAAGUGCAUUGUUCUGGUGACGGAGUUAAUGACCUCAGGGACACUGAAAACGUAUCUGAAGCGGUUUAAGGUCAUGAAGCCCAAAGUUCUCAGGAGCUGGUGCCGGCAGAUUCUCAAAGGCCUCCACUUCCUCCACACCAGGACCCCUCCCAUCAUUCACCGAGACCUGAAGUGUGACAACAUCUUCAUCACUGGUCCUACGGGUUCUGUCAAAAUUGGAGACCUGGGCCUGGCGACACUGAAGAGGGCCUCUUUUGCCAAAAGUGUCAUUGGAACCCCAGAGUUCAUGGCCCCAGAGAUGUAUGAGGAGCACUACGACGAGUCUGUGGAUGUCUACGCCUUUGGGAUGUGCAUGUUAGAAAUGGCCACCUCAGAAUACCCCUACUCUGAGUGUCAAAACGCUGCUCAAAUCUACCGCAAAGUUACCAGCGGGGUGAAACCUGCCAGCUACAGUAAAGUCAGUGACCCAGAAAUUAAGGAAAUAAUUGGGGAGUGCAUCUGUCACAGGUGGGAGGAAAGAUACUCCAUCAAGGACCUCCUAAAUCAUGCCUACUUUGCAGAGGACACUGGUGUCAGAGUGGAGCUAAACGAAGAAGAUGAUGGAAAAAAAUCCACUAUUGCUCUAAAGCUGUGGGUGGAAGAUCCUAAAAAGCUGAAGGGGAAAUACAAAGAAACCGGAGCCAUUGAGUUUACCUUUGACUUGGUGAAUGAAGUGCCAGAAGUAGUUGCACAAGAAAUGAUUGAAUCGGGAUUUUUCCUUGAGUGUGACGUGAAGAUUGUUGGGAAGUCCAUCAAAGACAGAGUAGCUCUAAUCAAAUGGAGGAGGGCACGAACCGCUUCAACAAAUGGCAACAGCGAGGCAGCUGCAAAGAAGAAGAUUCAACCAAGUCUACUGCAGGUGCCCGGCACCAUCUUACCCCCGGGGGUCACGUCAACCAAUGCAGAGUAUGAGGACCAAGAGAGUUUGACCUGCACUGUGCCUGUCGUCGUAUCUGCCUCAUCUGAAAGCGGGAUGACCUCUACCAUGCAAUUGGAGGAUCCCAACAAUCAUCAGAAUGGGUCCUACCAGUCGCCUCCAGAACCUCUUUGUGGGGCUCAGAUGGUCUGCAGUCCUGCACAGACUGACCCUCUGCAACACCAGGGGCCCUACCAGCAGCUCACAGCACAGGCAACACAGGACAGCUACACGCAACCAUCAACCCAGUUGCACCCAGGAGCUUACCAGCAGACCAUGGGUCAGCUGCCUCCUGGUGCCUUUUUACAACCAUCAACACAACUUCAGCAGGGGCCUUAUCAGUGUCAGUCACGUCACUAUAGCACCCCCUUUAUAAGCUACGAGAACCUCCUCAUCACAAAGUGUCAUAGGCGUGGCAGCACCUCCUUGGUUGAGACGUUACAGUGUAGGACGUGUUCCCUCACUAAGACAGUAAAUCAGACUCCUUGCCUCCGCCCUUUACAGGAUCUCACUUCUUCAGGCAGCACAGAGAGUAGAGGGCAUGCGACAAAUUACCUAAACUCCAAUGAUGCCCAAAAUCCUUCAUUAUCUCCUUUCGUCCCCCUGCAUCAACAAUCCCCUGAUGACUCAGCAAGUCAUUCUGAUUCACUCCACCCUCCCCUGAAUUUUCAAUCGCCCUCAAUGCAGCGUCUGCAUGUCCAGCACAGUCCACAGCCCCACCGCCACCACUGCAAAGCUUGCAUGUCUCUCCUUCUCAAGGACAGGAGAAAGGGAGGAGGGUCACUGGGACACACUUUCCCCACUUCCACCCAAAUUUCUCCAAGCUCUCCGACAUCGCCUCGUCUUUCAAGGUCUCCUUCUGCCAAUCUAACGCCCCUUUUACUCUCACAUUCUGCCCAAAAACCAGGCAGUCAGGCCACUGCGGUGACUUCACCUCCACGUCUUUCGCCCCCCUCCCAAGUUGCCUUUCCUCCAAAUCUGUUUGAAGACGGAGAUCUCGGCCUCCUCAACUACUGCCUCCGUCACAUUGUCAGUCGCAGAACCAGUUCUCCUACCCUCUCUGACAGAGGGAGUCUUAAUCCUCAAAUGCACAGUCAUGGAGGGAGAACUAAAUGCUCAGUGGCUGAGCAUACUGAUGAGGGCCUGAGCCUGGAAACUCCCUUCAGCUGCACCCCAAAUCUGAACAGGAAGCUCCUGUUAUCUCCUCUUUACAGCCAAGACAGGCCAGAUCCACUGAUGGUUUCAGCCCCAGCCCCUCCCGCUCACCAGAGCAGACCGACAGCACAGAGCUUCCCAGCUGCCGCGCCCGCUACGCAGAUGCAGCUCGCCGUCCAGCCCGGCCAGGAGCAGUCCCAUCUCCAGCCAGCUCCUGCUUCAUCACAGCUGUUAUCUGCUGAGGAGCCAGUAUCAACUCUGAGUCCUCCUGAUACAUCCACCAGUUUUCCACAGUCUGUCUCCAGUGGUCCUCGCCCACUCCUGCCUCUGCAGAUCAACACACAGUUUACUUCACCAUAUCCUCUUUUUCAAACUGAGGCUCACAUGGCCUCUCCCUUCUCCCCAGCCUCUUUGCCAUCUGCCUAUAGAACCACCAACCAUCCUGUGUGUAGCUCCUACUACACACCUUCACACCAACUUCCAUCCCUUCCCCUGACCCCUUACGCUGCCCUCCCAUCUGUGCCUUCUUCUCUUGGCACUCCUCAGACUCCUCUGUCUACUCCACAAUACAUGGCAUUCCCUGGUCCACUUCAUGCCAUGGCCAGGUCCUCUGCUGUGCCUCAUCAGCAGCGUGACCUUCCUACACCUCAACAAAACCUCGGUAGCUUCUAUACCCCCCAUUCCACCUUACCUCUCUCUCAGGUGCAAACCACCCCAUUCCCUGCCCCCAUCCCUGAGCAGGAACUGGCUGACCAGCCUGUCCAGGUUCCUGCCUCGCAGGGGACUCUUAGAGAUGAUCAGCUUUCAGCUACAGUGGGCCCAGUCUUGCCUGCUGGUCAGUCUCCGGUCAGGGGAGGUGCAGAUGAAGAAACGCUGUCCAUCAACCUGUCUGUAGCUCCGGCCUCAUUUUCCUCCGCAGUCCCUGCACCAGCUACAGUCUCGGCUUCAGCUGCAGCCCAGGUGGGACAUCAGGCUCCAUCACAACCUCCAACUCUGACACAAGCACAAAACCAACCCCUGAGUCCAGUGUCAGCUCAAGCUGCCACCUGCUCUCAAACUCCAACUUCGACGGCAGUACAAGCUUCGGCAACAGCUCAGGCACGAGUGUCUGAACCCAGUCUUACUAUUGAAUUAACAAUGGUUUCCUCCACAAACUCAGACGCACCAUCCACCAGUGGUAAACCUCAAAUCCCCGCCCCACCUGCAGUCCCCACCCCUGCCACUCACCCGGUGUCAGUCCAGUCUGCAGCUCCCGUUACAGCUUCAGUCGCACCCAAACCGCAGCCUGCUGGCAUCCAGACAGCAAUGUCAGCUCCUCAGUCUGCCUCCUUGGCUAACACUCAGCAAAACACAGAGCCAGCUGCUUCAGCCACCUUUCAACAAGACUCUUGUGUCGAGGAUCUACCUCGUGACAAAUCUGUAUCACUGUCCAGUUAUACCUAUGACAGUGUCAACUCUGAUGUGGCUUCUGGGAAGGAAACAAGUGAUGGGUAUGAAAGCUUGGCAGGCGGGAACAAGGGGGAUGGAAAGCCAAGAAAACACCAUCGCAAGUCUGCACGCACACGUUCAAGGCAGGAAAAGACCAGCAAGCCCAAACUGAGCAUGCUCAAUGUCUGCAACACAGGCGACAAAAUGGUGGAAUGCCAGCUGGAGACUCACAAUCACAAAAUGGUGACGUUUAAAUUCGAUCUGGAUGGAGAUGCUCCUGAGGAAAUUGCAACUUACAUGGUAGAAAAUGGCUUCAUCCUGUUGUUAGAGAAGGAGCUUUUUAUUGAUCAGCUAAAGGACAUCGUGGACAAAGCUGAAGACGUGCUGAAUGAAGACACUGAGGGGGAAAAAGCCACAGCUUUGAGUUGUAGCCCUCUCCAAAGCCAAAUGUCUGAGGGACUCGCCGGCGAGAAUUAUCAGCCUGGAGCACCUCAGCCGGUUUAUCAGCAAAAUGGAAAGAGGUGGUUUAUAAUUUGUCCAGUGGAGGAGACACCCACGCCCAAUUUGGACACACCUUCUGAUGGGACAGCGACACAGUCACCUGGGAGCUCUGCCACCACCCAGCCUGGUGACAGCGUCACUGCAAAGCCCUCCACCUCCAGAGAGGACGGAUCUUCGUCCACCAUGUCUGGGGGAAGUGGAGGAUGUUCCUUUGAUAUUUAUGCUUUCUGUAGUCCCCCAAUAACAUCCAACAUGGACCCACUUCUCCUAGCCACUCUGUCUCCUCCCGUGUCUGCACCCCCAACCCUCCUGUCAAUGUCGGCAGUGGACUCUGCAGGGAGCUCAGGACAUCCCAGCUUCCAUCAAGCCCAGCCGUCCAGAGCUCAAACGUUACCUCCAUCCCCCCCAAAUACAUCCCUACCUGGAGAGCAUUCCCAGAGAUCCCCUCCGGACUCCAUCUCGCCUGUUCGUGCGCCUCAGCACAUGCCAGAUUUGACACUUCCCGUUUCCCUGGCUGACGAGGUGCCCUGCUGCCCGCUCGUCAUGCCCCUGUCUUUGGAUGUAGGUUCUUCACAGGCAGGUUCUCCUGUCACUCCUCUUCCUUUGCAGGAGCCGAGCUCAGCCAAAGAACCAGCUCCCGUCUGCUAUACUCCAGUGGCCCGCGGCGAGCGGGUCGUCCUUCAUCAGCCUUUUUCUGCUGUGGGGGGGGCAAAAGUGUCAUCACUGCCUCAGAGCCCCGCGCCGUCCCAACACGGCGCAGGGCCCAGCGAGUCGGACAACGAAGGGAGGCUUGGCCGCGGGGGCUUUGUGGACAGCACCAUCAAAACUCUGGAUGAAAAACUGAGGAAUCUGCUCUACCAGGAAUACGCCCCCAUGUAUCCUUCCGGAAGUGCCGCAGAGACUCCGGGGUCUGGGACAGAGUACAUCCAGUCUCCUCCUGGUCCGGACAGCGCUGCCGGAGGGUCCGGAAACAGCACCCCCGGGCCCAUAGGGGAGGGGCGCUACAGGGCGGGAGAACAGCUGCCUCAAAUUCCAGAGAGAAUGGAUAGUUUGAGCACACUUAGCGACUCAGCUGUGUGUGCUUCUCUGUCAAGAAGAUACUUUCCUCACUCUGCUUCGUGUUCUGGAGCAAGAGAUCGAUUUAAGAUGAUCUCUGUUCCUCCGGAAGUCGCCAACAAACGAGACGUGAAGCAAAGGAGCUGGAGCAGUGUCGCCUCACCCGCUCACCCCCUUGGUUACAGCAGGGAGCACUUCCAGGCAGAGGCCAUGGCCACGCACACCACCAUCGGCCGCUUCUCUGUGGUGAGCACAGAAGAUGAUGUCACACAGAGGACACGUUGCAGCCGCUAUUCUGCCCCUCCUGACUUUUACCUGGACACGCCACCCUCCUUGACCAAGGGGGAAUUCCUUCCUCGUGCUGUGACAUCAAACUCGGUUCCUGUGGAUGUCACUGUCCACGCUCGCUUCCUGUCCUCGGACUCGGGGGCAGAGAGCAGCCCCGCCAAGCUGGCUCCUUCUACGCAGUCUCAGCAGCCUCGUUCUGAGCGCAGAGGAAGCGACUUGAUGAGGAGGGCCAUGGCCUUCCUCCGCCGCACCGGUCGCAGCAGCAGCGUGCAGAGUUCCGACUCACCCAGCAGGCAUGGAGGCAUCCCAGGCUCGGCCUAUGCCAGCAGCGAUAAUGACUCAGAGAUGGAGGAUUCUGACAUCAAGAGGGAAUUACAGAGACUAAGGGAAAAACACCUGAGAGAGAUCUCAGAGCUGCAGGCACAUCAGAGAGGGGAAGUGGAGCUGCUGUAUCGCAGACUUGGCAAAGCUCCUCCUUCGGGUCUUGGUCUCUCACAUGUGGCACCGCCUGCAAACCGUAGAAAGAGGUCCAGCAGGCACAGACUAAAGCCUGGAAAACUUCUCAGCCCUCUAGUUCAACAGUUUCGCAAUGUCACAACAAAAACCAGCGACUCCAGCAAGUCCAGUGUGGUUCCAGCUGCAGGUGAGCCCACGGUGACUUCGAACGGCUCUCCGGCCAAAACAGCUUUCUUCAGUCAAAGCAGGCCGCGGUCAUGCACCAGCCACCUCCCCAGCUCGAGCUCGGAGCCCGUGCAGACCCAACAGCCCUGUUCCCUCAAAGGCUCGCUGUCCUCUGACAAUAUUUACGCUGGACAGCAUGGAGAUGGCACGGGCACACAACAUCCAGCUGGACAAGGAUGGUCUAAUUAUCCUCAACCAUCAGAGAGAACGACCUAUAAAUCCAGUAGCAAGCCACGCGCUAGAUUUCUCAGGUCGACACUGAAGCGCCUGUGUCUUGGGAAAGAGCGAGGCAGCAGAUAUGGAGCUUCAGCAUCAGGAGCUUUUAAUCAACCACAACAAACGACCAGUGGUGUCACUCCUCCUCCCCAUCAGCCUGUGAUGGGCCUCGCCCAGGCUCAGGCCAACAACAGCAACAACAAAACAGGGACAUACGGAGGCACAACCACAAGUUCCAAAGAACACAACCUGCCUGAAGACUUGCAACGGCUGAUGGACGACUGGGCCAAGGAGGUUCUGAUUGUUACUCACCGGCCACGUACCAGCUCUCUGAGUGUUGGUGGACCGCAAUUCAGGGACCCUGUUGUGCCUCAAGCCCUUCAUCAGCCUGCUGGUACUUUGGAUAUGUCACCAUGGACCUCUCUGCAAGCAGGAACCUACAGUGUGCCACAGCCAUGGUCCGACAGCCCAGGGUCUGCAGUGAUGACCAUCCCCUCCCCAGGACCGCACCACAUUUUUCAUCCACAGUCUCCUGCUCCAUUCAUGGCCUCUCCUUUGUCUUUCAACCAGUGGUCUGGCUUCAACUUUCCUAAUCCUUCCGAGGUCUUUACCUUUCCUGCAAUGCCCUUAGGUCACGAUGCCUGCUGCCCUAAUCCAGCUUCCCUGCAGUCUCUAACUGACCCCAAGGCGAGGACUCUCUAGUCUGAACAGUGCCGUGUCUUCCACUCUGUUUCCAAAAAUGUACUUAAAGCUUUGGUCAGAACCAUGUGGAUAUAGUGUAUAUAUGUAGCCAGCAUGUAAGUUACCAUGUGUACAUAAUUCAUACAUAUUGCAUUAUUAAUAUGAUCAUUUUCAUCAUUUUUUUGAUUUUAGUCAACAUACCUCAUCCUCAUAAUAUAGGAAAUACUCUGGUGAAAUCUAAUGCUAUUAACAGUUAUAGUUAGCUCAUUCAGACUUGAAAAUCUACAGUUCUGUUCUUUGGGCUUAUACAUUACCAGUUAAUGAAUGUACAUAGUGUAUCAUUGAUUACUAUGUUUAGUUUGUUCCUCUUUUCCUUCACUGAUAAUGCCCUUUGUACAUAGAAAUGGAUAUUAGUUUGUAAAUAGCCUUGUGUAUUUGUAACACUAGUUAAUUCAUAGACCGGUGCUGCAGCUAUGUGUCUUAAAGCAACACCUUAUGAAUCAUGCCAUCACUGUGAAGACUUGACCUCAUGGUCAUUAGGACCCGUUGCGUUCGUCUGCUCUCUCAUGUCAAUCAAGGAUAGGUUUGGUUCUUCUCUGAUGAAAUGCUUCCAGCACAAAUGCUUGAAUUAUCUUUUGAGGAAUUUGAAUGAACUUGAAUUUUAUCUUCCGGUGCAAAAAUGCCUUUGUGAGUGCCUUGAUCUGCAAUUUUGGUUAUUUGAAGAAAAGCAUUUAGACCUAAAGCAGACACUGGAUGUUCUACAUACGGAGCGAUGAGUCCACAAUAAGGACCAUUGUUUCAUGCAAAAACAAAACAUGAUUUAAACCUAAUACUAAAAAACUAAAUCAAAGAUUGUAAAGGACCUCAUGCGCUUGGUCUAAGGUUUUUCCUUUGCUCACUAAAGUCAUUGGGAGUUGCACUGCCACCUGCAUCACAGCCUGCAUAACACAACACGAAUAAUCUGAAUGUUCACAGGUGGAUGUGAUUUUCAUGUAAGGACUAAAGACCCACAACACCAAUCGAAAUUCUAAAACUCUCACACGAGUAAUCUGUAGCUUUAUUUAUGGUUGCCUUUAUGUGAUUUUGAGAGAUUGUUGGAUGGCUGACUGUGAAGGUUGUGGAGUAAUUUAAAGCUGUAAAUAACAUCAUUGUACUUUCUUUAAGUAUGCUAUACACUUUUAAAUCAGGAAUAUUUAUUUCUUAUCACAAGAAUCUGGCCCUUGAACAGUUUGCAUUCCCCAUCAAGAAUUUGAUAUCUCAAUAUAUUUAGAGAAGCAACAAUUUUUAAUUGUUUUAAAUUUGGCAGUUUGGUAAUUUAGUUUUAGAAGCUAAAACAAUUAGAAACAUGUUUCAAAUUGUUUCACCAUGAAAAGAAAAAUAAGCCAUAAUAUCCACAUUUUGAAUUUAUGUUCUAAGGUAGACCAGCUUAACUGACCAUUAGGUUUUAGAAUUGAUAAAGUUUGUUAUCAAGCUACAAAAUAACCUUUUUUUUUAAAUAGGUCAAAUUGAAAUAACAAUGUUCCAUGAGUGCAGUGAGAAAAUGUUCUUUUGUUAUUGUGAUAUGGAUAGAGUUUAUUUUAGGAUAAAGGAUUUUUAGUUUGCACAUCUCCUAUGCAGUUAUUUUUUAGCGUUACAGCACAGCUUUUGUCUUAAUCUCUUUUGCAUUUGCAAUAAAAGCUAAAUGUAUUAUUGUUUUGGCCUGCUGCAUCAUCUGUUCUAUGGGCCCUCGCCUGACCUUUAAAAGAUCAGAUAAAGCUGUACAUACCUGAAGAUAUAAAAAUAAAUUUUUGCUUGACAACAAAAAUAUGGCUGUGCUGGUUUUUCUUGAGAUUUUUACACUUCUGCUGUUUUUGUUUGAGGGAAAGUUGUGGGUGCCAAAGUUCUGGUACAUUAUUCAAGUUACACAAUCAAUGUCAUGUCAACAGUUCGGCACAGAGAGAGCUGAUUUACGGGAAAGUGUUCAGUUUGUUUGUGGACUUUAUUUUAAUACUUCUUAGGAGCAUAAUCGGUUUAAAAGAUAAUCUCUACAGAACCUAUUUCCCUCAAUUGUGACACUUAAUUCGUCACUAUGCAGAGGAAUGCAUUUUCCCAAAUCUGGUUUUAGCUGCAGACAUUUUUGUGUGUGAAGGGGUGGGUAAUGCGGGGGUGGGAUGUUUAAAGAGAGAGAGAGGUUUGACUUUGGUCCUCGAAGAUACUGGUCAGGUGUUUAAAGUCCAGCUGCAGCUGCCUGGGUCUCACUAGGCUCUGAAGCAUCAUGGGGAGAGCGGUGGUGGGACUCACCGUCUUUGGGCUGCUGCUGGCUUCUGCUGUCACACAACCGAACCAGGUAUGACCAGGCUUUAGAUAGGAUACAUAGAAACAUACAUGUUUUAUAAUGAUCUGUUAAAAAAUUAGAUUUCUCGAUGGUUAACUCUGUGUUUGAAAUGAAAAAUACAAAGGCAAAAA